Phacochoerus africanus (Common warthog) is the source of this 4634-nucleotide messenger RNA. It is a transcript of the gene HNF4A, whose product is annotated as hepatocyte nuclear factor 4 alpha. The record is from RefSeq and is a predicted model, not a curated record. Gene Ontology annotation, molecular function: RNA polymerase II cis-regulatory region sequence-specific DNA binding; zinc ion binding; nuclear receptor activity. Lineage: Eukaryota; Metazoa; Chordata; Mammalia; Artiodactyla; Suidae. The transcript has 10 exons. Bases 167 to 1591 code for a protein of 474 amino acids. Gene Ontology annotation, biological process: anatomical structure development; positive regulation of transcription by RNA polymerase II; cell differentiation.
GACUCCCGGCAGAUCCUCCCAGAGGACGGUUUGAAACCCAGGAAGGCGGAGGGGGCACCUGGGAGGAGGCAGUGGGAGGGCGGAGGGCGGGGGCCGGGGCUCGGCCCAGAGCCUCCGGGGUGGACAUCCUGGGCAGGGCAAGUGGCCGAGGUGUGGAGAGGGGAGGAUGCGCCUCUCCAAAACCCUGGUCGACAUGGACAUGGCCGACUACAGUGCUGCGCUGGACCCAGCCUACACCACCCUGGAAUUUGAGAAUGUGCAGGUGUUGACCAUGGGCAAUGACACAUCCCCAUCAGAAGGUGCCAACCUCAAUGCGCCCAACAGCCUGGGUGUCAGCGCCUUGUGUGCCAUCUGUGGGGACCGGGCCACAGGCAAACACUACGGGGCCUCGAGCUGUGAUGGCUGCAAGGGCUUCUUUCGGAGGAGUGUGAGGAAGAACCACAUGUACUCCUGCAGAUUUAGUCGGCAGUGCGUGGUGGACAAAGACAAGAGGAACCAGUGCCGCUACUGCAGGCUCAAGAAGUGCUUCCGGGCUGGCAUGAAGAAGGAAGCCGUCCAGAACGAACGGGACCGGAUCAGCACUCGCAGGUCAAGCUACGAGGAUAGCAGCCUGCCCUCCAUCAACGCGCUCCUGCAGGCUGAGGUCCUGUCCCAGCAGAUCACCUCCCCUGUCUCUGGAAUCAACGGGGACAUCCGGGCGAAGAAGAUCGCCAGCAUCGCAGAUGUGUGCGAGUCCAUGAAGGAGCAGCUGCUGGUGCUCGUCGAGUGGGCCAAGUACAUCCCAGCUUUCUGUGAGCUCCCCCUGGACGACCAGGUGGCCCUGCUCAGAGCCCACGCCGGUGAGCACCUGCUGCUGGGAGCCACCAAGCGCUCUAUGGUGUUUAAGGAUGUUCUGCUUCUAGGCAAUGACUACAUCAUCCCUCGGCACUGCCCGGAGCUGGCAGAAAUGAACCGGGUGUCUGUGCGCAUCCUGGAUGAGCUGGUGCUGCCCUUUCAGGAGCUGCAGGUCGAUGACAAUGAGUACGCCUGCCUCAAAGCCAUCAUCUUCUUUGACCCAGACGCCAAGGGGUUGAGCGACCCGGGCAAGAUCAAGAGGCUGCGUUCCCAGGUGCAGGUGAGCCUGGAGGAUUACAUCAACGACCGCCAGUACGACUCGCGCGGCCGCUUCGGCGAGCUGCUGCUGCUGCUGCCCACCCUACAGAGCAUCACCUGGCAGAUGAUCGAGCAGAUCCAGUUCAUCAAGCUCUUUGGCAUGGCCAAGAUUGACAACCUGCUGCAGGAGAUGCUGCUGGGAGGGUCCUCCAGUGAUGCACCUCAUGCCCACCACCCCCUGCACCCUCACCUGAUGCAGGAACACAUGGGCACCAAUGUCAUUGUUGCCAACACAAUGCCUGCUCACCUCAGCAACGGACAGAUGUGUGAGUGGCCCCGGCCCAGAGGGCAGGCAGCCACCCCUGAGACUCCACAGCCCUCGCCGCCAGGUGGCUCGGGGUCUGAGCCCUACAAGCUCCUGCCAGGAGCCAUCGCCACCAUCGUCAAGCCCCCCUCUGCAAUCCCACAGCCGACCAUCACCAAGCAGGAAGUCAUCUAGCAAGUCACCAGGGGGCCGGGGGCUCUGAUGACCCCCCAGCCCCCUCAGACAGCCCCUGAGGGUCACUUGGUCACAGUGAAGAAAGCUGUGACAACAGGGCCAGUCCCAGAGUGGUAGUGGAAAGGGUGAGGCCCUAGAACUCAGGCCAUGGGCCACCCGCCAAUGCCACCCUUCACCACCUGCUUGGGAUGAUGGGGCUGUGACUUGGGGAGCCCCCUGCUGGAAAGUGCUCUGCUGCCUUGGACAACUUUUCUCCUGCCAAAGCCACUGCCUUCCCCGUUCUUCACCCCAAUUUCUUCACCCCCAAAGGACUGCUGCCUGGAGACAACAGGGGACCUUGAUUAAACAUGGCUCCCUCCCACUCAGACUGGGACUUUGCCCCACGUUCUGCCCUUGUGUCAGACACAGAGCACGUCUAGGCUGGGUCAGACGGCAGCACCUCACCCAUCCCUAUGCUGCUGCCCCAGCCGCCAAGGCUCCUCUCCUCUUGCCACCAUCACCCUCCCCAGCCCUGUUCAUUUCUCCAAAGCCUCCUCUCCAGAGGUUGAGAAAGACUUGCAGACAACUCCCCAGCCAUCCUGGGAGCACUGUUAAAGCACUGACGGGGGCUAGGCAGAGUGCAGGAGGUUGUUGAGAAAGAAGAUGCAGUUUCUCCUCUAACCCAUCUUCGGGGACUUGGAUGGAUUCUCUGAGUCAGAGAGAUGAUCCCUACAGGCUGCCAACAGGGAGAGAACAGUCCAAGGUGGACAGUUGCCACUGGGACCCAGAGGGCUGGGGGUGGUCCAAGAAGGCAUCCAGAAAGGGGCAGGCUAGGUGCCAGGCCUUUGGGGAAGGGCUGGAUUCCUGCUGAUGCAGCAGGUGAGACAGGAUGUUCUAAGGAGGAGCAAACAGCCUGGGCCAGGCCUGGGGGGUCAGAAGGAGGGUGUGGAGGGAGGUGAUGAAAGAUGGGGCUGCCUGGAGCAGAGUGGGCAUGCUGGACCGCCUUGAAUGCCAGAUGGAGGCAUGGCGACCUGGGUUCCCAGGCUGAGUAGCUGGGGAGGGAUGUACAGUGAGCUGAGCUUUCAGAAGCUGAAGACAGCCGUCCUACAUAGGUUGGAAGUUUGGGAGGGAGUGGGGAGAUCAGAUGGGGCCUAAUGAGGUCAUCCAGGUGAGAGAGAUGAAGCUGGGGAUAGAGGAGGCAGAUGGGGGACUCUCAGAGUGAUACCUGGGAGCAACUAUCCCACAGGGCCUGUCUCCUGCUUCCUCCUGGCACUGUCUCCAGGCCCUUGAUGUGCACCAUCUCCUCUCAUCCUCCCUACUACCCAGAGAUCAUUACCGAAGGUGGAAUGGAGAUCUUAGAGGUUAAAUCAUUUUUAUGGAACUCAGACAGCUAGUAAGUGACCAAGUCAAGAGAGGUGCCAGGUCUGCCUGGAUCAGGAGCUCUACACCUGGCCGAACAUGUCCCUUGAAAAGGCCCUUCUGCCCUCACUGUGAUUAAGUUAAGGGACUUCCUGCCUUAGAAGCCAAAGCCUCGUUCUUUCCAGGACCCCUGCCCACACUCGGAACUAAGAUUGGCCUGAGGCUGCACUAGAAUCCAGUUGGGGUCCAGAAUCCUGUUUGCUGAUAAACAAGGAGAAUUCAUGGCUCCUGUACCCCUUUUCUCUCUUCACUCCCUACAUCUGGGGAAGGGGCAUUUAGUGGUCCAUUGGGAGAUUGACCAAUGUGACCUGGUAUUUUGGAAAUGGGAUGGCUAGGGCGGGGAUAGGAGCGAGGUAAGAAGGACUGGGUUUGAGACCUGUGCUGGGGACCAUCACUCAGGGUCCCUUCUGGAACCAUUAAACCCCAGGAUGGAACAGCUAGCACCUCAUCCAUGCAGAAUUUUGGAGGCCUGGGGAAAAUUCUGGAAAAUGCCACUGUCCAGUGGGAAUUAAAGAGAUGUGUCCCAGAACUGGACCUGUGCUUAGGUGGGAGACUAAACAGUCAGACUGACUACCUACCCACCCCCUCAAGCUGACCCUUCUGAAUGGAUGGGGGGGCCACACCCCAGUGCCCUCAAAUCCCACCAUUAAUGCUCGUUUCUCUUUGUGAAGGUGGUGUGAAGGGUACUGGGUCCUAGAGCAAUUGCUGCCUCUCCACCAAGCUAAGGCCCCAGUUGCAGGAGAGAAUGUCCCCCUGGGCAAGGUAACCUGGCCAACCUCAGCCACCCCUCACUCCUGGGGCACUUCCCCAGAAAUCCCAGCCAGGGCACUCAGACUGGCUGGGGGCAAGGCAGAGAAGCUGGAAUCACCCUGGUCCUUGUCAUUCCCACUCUUUGCUUGCCCCUGCCUCCAACCCUGCUAGAAUGUCUCCCAGGCCUCUGUCUGUCGUGGGAAUAAAGCUGAGAUAAGAAUUUCCCAUAGAGGGGAGUGGGAUAGCAGUGGUUUUGAAGGCAGCGAUCUUCUGAGCCAGGGAGCCAGUUCUCAGGCCCAAAUCAACCUCCCUGGAGGAAAAAUCCUUUCUACUUUCACAAUUUUAUUGCAAUGCAGGGAACACAAAACAAAGAGAAUUUAUUGAGGACACGACACCACAUUGGAGAAAAAAAUUUUUUUCCACUACCCGAGUCGUGGUCCUGAAACAUAAGAUCUAGUAGACAAAAAGAGGGUUGGGAAGGCAAGCACAGACCCUGUAAUUCCUUCACUGAGACCACCCCUUCCCUAGGCAGCUCUCAGCAGCUUCCAGAAUCUACACAGCUCUCCCAAGAGUGGAUAAAGGGGAGCAGAGCGUCGGAAAUGGGUGCUCCUUGAUUUCUUGUGAUGACCAAACCAAUUAUGAUCACCAGAUUGCUCUGUGAUUUGCCCUGAUUGUCAUGGAUUCUGAUAUUCACAUCAAGCAAUUCUGGAAGUGGGCUGCAUCCCACCAGACUGAUCAGCAUCUUCCUGUGGGUGUGAAUGCCAUUGGGUUCUGUGCAUCCCCUGAGCCCGUCACUGCCGCCCAAUGGGGCAAGGAAGCAAAAAACAUUUCUUACUCUUAUGUGUUUUAACAAAAGUUUAUAAAACAAAAUAAAUGGCGCGUAUGUUUUCUAAGA